AUAUUUCUCGGAGUUCAUAAAUGUGAUUUUAUCGCAAUUCUAAACAAUUUGCAUUCCAGGACGUUUAAUCAUAGAAUACAUAUGUUGCGUGCAUCCGCUUUCAGCAGCUUCUCCAAAUAGUCGAAGCAAUGCUAUCUAUUAGCAAUCUAUACCGAAAAUGACAUCAGCAAAUUUAGUCUUAAAGUAUUUGGUCAAUAACAAGUUUGGGUAAUCUGCAAAUUGCUGUCCUAACGAAAAUGUCGGAAAAAAAAGAUUGCCCCAUUAAGGCAAAAUAUCGAUUCAACGAGGACGAGUUACGUGUUUUACAUGAAUGUAAAACAGAAUCGUUUUACCAACGUUCCCUUCCUCUCAGCACAACAUUUGGGCUAGCGGCUUACUUAGGUGUUAAGCGGGGUGUUCUAACGCCCAAUGCUAAAUAUGGAGCUGUCCCAAAAGUUAUUUUAGCCGCCAUGUUGGGCUACUUUGUGGGCAAAUGGAGUUAUCGACAAAAAUGCGCUGAGAAACUUAUGGCUUUGCCCGAUUCCAAAUUUGGGGAAAUGUUGCGCCAUAGAAAGCACCACAAAUGCGAAGGUGGUUUCUUUAAUCCCCAACAGAGUCUAUGUAUGGGAAUGCCUUUUGGCCCGUUCAACCUCAAGGAGAGCGAUGUUCACUGCGAUAAACAUUUGCAUCCCGAUAACAAGAACAAACAAAAUGCUGAAUCAUCGAAGUCAUAAACAGCCGAUGAUGAUGAAAUUUACCGAACCAGUUGAUUCCGACUUACCAUUAAAUCCUCACAAGCCUACAUCGUUUAUUCAAAUGUUAACAAAAAUUUAUGUACAUAUGUAAUUUUGUGUAAAGUAAUUUAUUAAAAUUUUGAAACUUUUA
Stomoxys calcitrans (stable fly) is the source of this 864-nucleotide messenger RNA. RefSeq names its product OCIA domain-containing protein 1-like. The coding region runs from base 237 to 713 and encodes 158 amino acids. The record is from RefSeq and is a predicted model, not a curated record. The transcript has 4 exons. Lineage: Eukaryota; Metazoa; Arthropoda; Insecta; Diptera; Muscidae. Gene Ontology annotation, cellular component: endosome.